Eublepharis macularius is the source of this 5282-nucleotide messenger RNA. RefSeq names its product TBC1 domain family member 1 (gene TBC1D1). NCBI's taxonomy places the organism in Eukaryota, Metazoa, Chordata, Lepidosauria, Squamata, Eublepharidae. Bases 381 to 4202 code for a protein of 1273 amino acids. The record is from RefSeq and is a predicted model, not a curated record. The transcript has 24 exons.
GGAGAGACGGGGCGGCCCCAGGGCGCCUUCCGCGCCCCCUCGGGCUGCCCGACCGCUUGCCGGAGCCGCCGCGUCCUAAACGGGGCAGGAGAGGCGCGCCGGGCUCUUCUGCGUGGCCUCGGCCGCCGGGCUGCCAUCUUCCUCCGCGAAGGCUUCCGCUGCGCGCCGCCCGCGUGUGGGUCUUCAGCAUUACUGAGGACCAAAUCCAGGAGAACACUAAAGAUUUGUGGGGAGUGGCACAUAUACUAGGAAACGUUAACUUACAGCCAAGCAAACUCCAGGAGCGGGACCCCAAAGGAUCUCCAACCAAACAGAUGAUAAUAUCCAGAAUGUCCCAUCUCUAUAAUUAAACUGGUUUCCUCCCCUUUGAUGACUCAACAAUGGAUCCCAUAUCAUUCAAAGUUAAGAAUCCUCAAACCAGGGAUGGCUCAGUGGACUUCACUCUUCAGCUCGUAGGCUCUCUGCCAGUGCACUCUCUGACCACCAUGGCAGUGCUGCCUUGGGUUGUGGCAGAGAUACGGCAAGCGAGCGCACAGUCCUCAAAGGAAGAGCCUGGCACCAGCCAAGUCCGACUGUAUGUCUCACCAGCCAAGUUGUGUUGUGAAGCAGAUACGGGAGAAAGUCAGCAGUGGGAUCCUCUGAUUUGUUGCAGCUUGUUUGAACACAGUCCAAAGCAUGUCCACAAACUGAUUCACAACAGCCACGAUCCGAGCUAUUUUGCCUGCUUAAUAAAAGACGGAGCUGUAAAUCAGCAAAGUAUCUGCUAUGUAUUCAAAGCUGAUGAUCAAACAGAAGUGCCCGAGAUUAUAAGCACUAUCAGACAAGCAGGGAAAAUUGCACGGCAAGAAGAGUUUCAGAAUAACCUUUCAGAUGUUGAAGAUCCUUUUAGCAAAAAAUUUGAGGUGCUGUUCUGCGGCCGGAUGACUGUGGCUCACAAAAAUGCACCUCCGGCCCUCAUAGAUGAAUGUAUUGAAAAAUUUUAUGAUGUUAGUUAUACCAGAACCUUGGGCUUUAGUUCCUUCUCCCAACAUCAAGAAACUGCCAACCACUCCAGAGGAUUUUCCAUCAGUGAUAAAUUCCGAUCUGUCUUCCAACCUUCAGUAAAUGAAGAACAGGAGAAAAGGCCGAUGAGGAAAUCCUACUCUCAGCCAGGACUACAUUCUUUUUCAUUCAAGAAAAAUUUGCAAGACAGAGGCCUAAGGAGUAACAGCUUUGCCAGAUCCUUUGAUGAAGAUGUUUCUCUGAACUUAAGAAGUGGAUUUAUUCAUGGACAAAAUGUAGUGCAGCCAAUGGAUAUUGCAGGAAACCGCAUUAUGUUGUUUACGAUUGGCCAGUCUGAAGUUUACAUUAUCAGUCCUGACACCAAAAAAGUAGUCAUUGAGAAAAGCUUUAAGGAAAUUUCGUUUUGCUCUCAGGGAAUUAGGCAUGUGGAUCACUUUGGAUUUAUCUGCAGAGAGUCUUCAGAAAAUGGCAGCUUCCAUUUUGUCUGUUAUGUGUUUCAAUGCGCGAAUGAAGCUCUGGUUGAUGAGAUCAUGAUGACUUUGAAACAGGCUUUCACGGUGGCUGCUGUGCAACGGUCCUCCAAAGCACAGUUCCAGCUCUGUGAAGGCUGUCCCAUGCAGAGCCUGCACAAACUUUGUGAAAAGAUCGAAGGUCUCCAUCCUUCUAAAACUAAGCUGGAACUCCAGAAACAUUUAUCAACAUUCAACAGCCAAGAACAGGCCUCUUUCUUUGAGGAAGUUCAGAAAACAAGGCCAAGGAAUGAACAAAAGGAGAAUGAGAUGAUAAUUUCAGUUCUGAGAAACGUGUAUGAAGAAAAACAGAAGGAUCACGUUCACCUUAGUGAAGUCAAACAGUCCUCCUUAGAGGCCGUGGGAAAUGAAACGUCCAGCAAUGCGCCCAGGUUCAGACUGGAAAUGUUGAAGAGCAAAGCUAAAAGGUCACUGACAGAGUCGCUGGAAAGCAUUCUGUCCCGAGGAAGUAAAGCCAAAGGUCAUCUAGAAAGUUCUGCAAGUAUUGAUUUGGACAGUCCCCUGUCUAGUACUCUCAGUACUACAAGGAAAGAAACAUCUCUAUGCGAGAAAGAACUCCUUCCCCCAGAGAGUCUGCUGAAGGCUAAUGGCUCUGUGAGCAGUCGGUCCAGUGAACCCGAGAGCCCUCCUUCUUACCAGACAGCAAAAGCAGCUUACCAGGGCUUUCGACGGAGAGCAAACUCCCUGAGCCACGUGCCCCCUGAGAGCCAGGCAUCUUCCGAAACCCAUGAGGCAUCACCCUCCACCCCGCAAAGAAAACUUAGGAGGCAUCACUCUGUCAGCACAGAGACUCCUCGUCAACAAAACAGCUCAAAAACGUCUUCUGAUCAGUCUUCUGCUCUUCCUCUUCCUCCUGCAGCUGUCCUUCAUCUCUCAUCCCCCUCACCCAGUUUCUUUAAGCAUUUCAGGCAUAAUUCCAGUGGAGAGCAAAGUGGGCAAGUUGUACCAAAGAGCACCUCCUACCGUUCUGCUCUGCGGAAAAAGCUUCACUCUUCCUCUUCUGUGCCAAACUUCUUAAAAUUUCUGGCUCCUGUAGAUGAAAAUAACACCUCUGACUUUAGGAAUACAAAAAGUGACUACAAGCCCAGAAUAGGUGAAGCAGAUUCUGCCUAUGAAACACCUGUGAGGACCCGCCGGCAUUCCUGGAGACAACAGAUAUUUCUGAGAGUGGCAACACCACAGAAAGGAUGUGAUUCUCCCUGCUGGCAGGACGACUACUCUGAGCUGGGAGAGCUUCCCCCGAGGUCACCACUGCAAGCAGUUUGUGAAGCCGGCCCCUUUCGGACCAUAACGGAAGAGAGGAAAAGGACUUCCAAGGAGCUCCGGGAGCUGUGGCAGAAAGCCAUCCUCCAGCAGAUCCUGCUGCUUCGGAUGGAAAAGGAGAACCAGAAGCUGCAAGCUUCUGAAAGCAAUCUGCUAAACAAGCGUCUGAAGCUUGACUACGAAGAAAUCACCCCAUGCCUCAAAGAAGUAACAUUGGUCUGGGAAAAAAUGUUGAGUGUGCCAGGAAGAUCAAAGAUAAAGUUUGACAUGGAAAAAAUACAUUUUGCUAUUGGAAAAGGAAUUCCUAAGCAUCACCGGGGUGAGAUAUGGAAGUUUUUAGCAGAUCAGUACCAGCUGAAGCAUCAGUUUGCAAGUAAACAGCAACCCAAGGAUACACCUUACAAAGAACUCCUAAAACAGUUAACAUCGCAGCAGCACGCCAUACUUAUUGACCUAGGACGCACCUUUCCGACCCACCCGUACUUCUCAGCCCAACUUGGAGCAGGGCAGCUGUCACUCUACAAUAUACUGAAGGCCUAUUCCCUCCUGGAUCUGGAAGUAGGCUACUGCCAGGGACUGAGCUUUGUGGCGGGUGUGCUGUUGCUCCAUAUGACUGAAGAAGAGGCUUUCAAUAUGCUUAAGUUCCUCAUGUUUGACGUCGGCCUUAGGAAACAGUAUCGACCCGACAUGACAAUUUUACAAAUCCAGAUGUAUCAGCUUUCUCGGCUCCUUCAUGAUUACCACAGAGACCUCUACAAUCAUUUUGAAGCACAUGAAAUUGGACCUAGCCUAUACGCUGCCCCCUGGUUUCUUACAAUGUUUGCUUCUCAGUUCCCGCUGGGAUUUGUGGCCAGAGUAUUUGACAUGCUGUUUCUCCAAGGUUCAGAAGUUAUAUUUAAAGUGGCUUUAAGCCUGCUGGGAAGCCAUAAGCCCUUGAUUCUGCAGCACGAAAACUUGGAAACGAUAGUUGAUUUCAUUAAAUGUGCUCUUCCAAACCUGAGCUUGGUACAAAUGGAAAAGACCAUUAACCAGGUAUUUGAGAUGGACAUCUCCAAACAGUUGCAAGCUUAUGAAGUGGAAUAUCAUGUACUUCAGGAUGAACUGAUAGAUUCGUCCCUCAAUGACAAUCAAAGGAUGGAUAAAUUAGAAAAAGCCAACAGUAGUUUACGUAAACAAAACUUUGACCUCCUUGAAGAGCUACAGGUGGCCAAUGGAAAGAUCCAAAACCUAGACGUCAUGGUUGAGAGCUUGUUGAGCAAUGAGAGUAAAUUGAAGCAGACGGUUCUCGCUCUAGAACUAGAGAGGAAAGCCUUGCUGGAGACAGUGGAAGAAUUGCGUACACAUUCGGGAAGGGCCAUUGGAGACCCUCUGCUUACCAGACAACAGCACAUGGAUGCUGCUAUUUAACAUGAGGAAAAAAGCAAGAUUUACAUGGAAAAAGAAAAAUCUGAAAUGGAAUUGGAAUCUUUAAUAUUGUCCUUCACGUUGUCCAUGCCUUAAUUUUGGAACAAAAAUAUUGCACAAAAGAGAAACAUGUUACUGUGCUUAUUCAUUUCUAAAAUUCUUUUAGAUGACACAUGUAUAUGCAACACAACAAACAGAAGAGCCUUUGUCUGGUCUGGCGGUCAUUUUGCUUUUGACCAGCAUGCCUACAUGUAUUUUAUUUUCCAACCACUGUUAACAUGCGCAAUCCAGAUUCCCCAAUAAUUGCUUCUUUCUCCAAGGGCUCCUUAUUGCUUUUAGGAAACUCCCUUUUCAAGAUGAAAAGCUGCAAAAGUGCUGGAAAAUGACUGAAGUAGGAGCUCCUGAACGGAUUUUUGCCUCUGUUUAGAGGUCUAUGAUGUAUUUAUCUGUGAUUGGACUUAGUACCUUUCUGACUUUAUUUUUGCCUGAACUUGAAAUGGGUUCCACAAAUCAUGUUGGGUUUUAAAAACUUUCAUGUUGCCAGAAAAUACCAAUGUAGUGAGCCAGAGAAAGCUGAAUUUCACCAUGAUAUAUUUUGGAGUUACUAUUGGUUGUUAUAAAUGUGAUAUUUUAAUUAUACUUUUUAUUUUUCUAUUAAUAUCUAAUAUUACAGUGUGGUUAGCACUUUGAUUGUAUUCUGGAUACUCUUUCCCCCCCCACCCUCGUGCGUGUGGUUACGAAGCCUGAGACUCUGAUGCUAUUAUGGUGGAUCAUGCCUUAAGGUUUCAUUUUAUUUAUUUUUUCAUCAUUGUGUGUUGUACCACUUUAUUUUUCAAAUGGGAAACCAAAUAACUUUCAUUUUUUAAUUUCCACCUUGAAGGUCAUUUAAAUGUCACUUUCUGCAAUUGUGGAUGCGCUUCCGAAUGUUGGAUGUAUGCCAGAUGUAGCUAAACUAUUUUUCACAAAACAGUUAACUGAUGAUUGAACUAGGAACAUAAGCUUUCUUAACAAUAACUUUUGAAAGCUUGUGUUUAAAAGAACUUUGUCUUUUAAUUAAAGUAUUUUUCAGAUCAGUAAAAAGCA